CAAGCUUGAGGACUAUCAGAUACUUGAGUUCGGUGGGCUUACAGCGUAUGUGCUUCAAAACAAACCUCUAGGCUCGUUUAGGCACGACUGAACACAUCAUUCUGUGCAUCGCAGCGCUUGACAUGAUAUAUCACGCGUAGUUUUCCCUUUUGCAGCAGAAUGAGACCAAUGUUAUAGUCAUUCAUUUUUAAACAAGAACGAAUUGAGGGGCUGGUUGAAAAGCAGCAUGUCACAUGGACAUCAACCGGUUUCGCGCUAGGGAGAGAAGCACAGCUUUCUGGAAUCCAGUAGUCAGAGGGAAUUUGAAUAGAAGGUCCGACUAAGCGGAGUUCCAACCACAAACAGACCAAGAGAGACCAAAACGCGAAGUAGGCUAUUUUAAUCUGAACGAAAUAGGGAUUUUAUCAAAAGGCAUUUGUUGUCAAGACUGCAAUGAAUACGAACGAUGCAAAGGAAUAUCUCUCAAGAAGGGAGAUACCUCAACUGUUUGAGAGCCUGCUGACAGGUUUGAUGUAUUACCGACCAGAAGACCCUAUCGAUUAUCUGGAGACUUGCCUGAAGAAAGUUAGAGAUCUUGGAGGCACCGAUAAAGUCAGAUGGGACACCUUUGUGGGACAAGAGAAGAAGUCUUUGCCACCUCUCAACGGAGGCCAGUCACGGAGGUCUUUUUUUCGUAAUGUUCUGCCCGACAGCCCCAACUUCCCCUACAGGAGGUACGAGCGCCUCCCCCCAAUCCACCAGUUCUCCAUCGAGAGUGACUCAGACCUGUCAGAGACAGCGGAACUCAUCGAGGAGUACGAGGUUUUUGAUCCAUCCAGGCCUCGCCCCAAAGUGAUCCUUGUCAUUGGUGGCCCUGGCAGUGGCAAAGGCACGCAGUGUCUGAAGAUCGCUGAGCGCUACGGCUUUGAGUACGUCUCUGUGGGGGAGCUGCUGAGGAAGAAGAUGAUCCACAACGCCACCAGCAACAGGAAAUGGAGCCUGAUCGCAAAGAUCAUCACCAACGGGGAACUGGCUCCACAGGAGACAACUAUAACAGAAAUAAAACAGAAAAUUAUGAAGAUACCAGAUGCUACUGGGAUUGUAAUCGAUGGCUUCCCCCGUGAUGUUGGACAGGCACUAUCCUUUGAAGAUCAAAUCUGCACCCCAGACCUGGUGGUGUUCCUGGCUUGCACCAACCACCGCCUGAAGGAGCGCCUGAAGAAGCGGGCCGAGCAGCAGGGUCGCCCAGACGACAACCCCAAGGCCACCGAGCGCCGUCUCACCAACUUCAAGCAGAACGCCAUCCCUCUGGUCAAAUACUUCCAGGAGAAAGCCUUGAUUGUCACACUAGAUGCUGACAGGGAUGAGGAGGACGUCUUCUUUGACAUCAGCCUGACUGUGGACAACAAGCUCUUUCCCACCAAAGAACCAGUGGCAGGUCCCAGUGAGCUUGACCUUAGUUUGCUGUCAGACACCACAAGCCUAACAGAGGCAGACGAGCCCUCCAAAUUUGAUGAGCAGGCAGAUGAAGAGGUGGCAGCAUGUGCAGUGUGUCCAACAGAGAUCUGCAUGGUGGACCUGAAGAAACCAAAGGUCGUCUUCGUGAUCGGCGGUCCUGGCUCAGGAAAGGCUCUGCAGUGUGAGCGUCUGGAGGAACGGUACGGCCUGAGACGCCUGACCCCCGGGGAGAUCUUAUGCAACGAGCUCCAGUCCCACAGCGAGAGGAGCCGAUACCUACGAGACCUGCUGGAGGGAGGAGAGAUUCUGCCAGAGGACACCCUGUUGGACCUGCUGUGUGAAUCCAUGGCUGCCCCCACUCGUCAUGGGAAAAACUUUCUAAUCAGCGGUUUCCCACGAGACCUUCGACAGGCAGAGGAGUACGAAGUCAAGAUGGGUCAGCCCAGCCUGGUGCUCCUGUUGGAGUGUUCGGCCGACACGCUGACCGGCCGGCUGCAGCAGAGGGCCAGGACAGCGCUGCGCUCGCAGGAUGGCCGAGACGUGGAGCAGGAUGUCCAGAGGAGGGUGGAGAGCUUCUGCAGCACCAGUCAGCCCGUGGUCUCCCACUACAAACACAGAGGCCUUCUGCACAAGGUGGAUGCAGAGAGGCCGCCGGACGAGGUGUUUGAGCAGAUCUGUGGGGUCCUGGAUAACUGCUAGAAGCUCCCAAGGCACUGAAGUCAUGCUGCUGCCCCCAAGUGGAGCAGAUGCUCAAAUUCUCCACCUGAGCUUGCAACGCAGCACACUGAGACACACACACACACACACACACACACACAAUCUCCUGUUCAGUCUCUUCUUCUGUUUGUGCUGUCUAGCCCAUUGCUCACCACAAUAAAAGGCCCAGCAUUGAUAAAAUACAAUACAACCUUGACACUAGUGUUCCUCUUUGCGAUCAGUCUCUCUCUUUCUCUCUCUCCCUGUUUCAGUUCAUUGCAUUGCUGCCACUGAGAAAUAUACACCAUGACUUGUUGCUACCGCUAAACCCAGCUCCCUAAGUCCUCAAGUGCUCAGGCAAUCCACAGAAGACAGAGCUUUGCUGAUAUUACUUUCACCAACAAAUAUGUCAGGUGGCCUAGGGGUGUACAAUGCCUGUCUGUAACUGUUCUUGUGUACUUCUCCAUUGAUGCUUUACAUAGUGUCGGGCAUGCAAAUCCAGCUAUGUGAGAAUUCAGACAAUUGCCUCUGUUUGUUUUAAGACCAAAACAAUCUGGAAAUAAACAACAUAGAGAAUUCUUGGGA
Molecule: messenger RNA, 2718 nt
Organism: Alosa sapidissima (American shad)
Lineage: Eukaryota; Metazoa; Chordata; Actinopteri; Clupeiformes; Clupeidae
Gene: ak5
Product: adenylate kinase 5
Exons: 14
Coding region: 433-2136 (567 amino acids)
Biological process (GO): nucleoside triphosphate biosynthetic process
Cellular component (GO): cytoplasm; cytosol
Molecular function (GO): ATP binding; nucleoside diphosphate kinase activity
Source: RefSeq, a predicted model, not a curated record